UCUGAGGCCGACCAUCCGGAGAAAACGCUGACCGACACAAGCCACAAUAAUUGUAAAGGGCAUCAAUAACAUUUAUCGAUGAUCACGGUUCAGAAGGCAUCGCUGGUAUUUUGGUGCGCCAUCGCUUCUACUUUUUCCCGGGUAGUUCAUGGUCGAACUAACUGUGAGCAGCUGUUCGGUUCAGUAAUUUCGGCAAUUCCUCGUGGAGGUGAGAUCGCGGUGCCGUCAGUCGCGCCGUCCUUCUUACCGACAGGUGGUCGCUCAGACGACACGCACAGGCGAAAGAGAGUCGUAAAAAAGAAGAAAGUGCACAAAGGGGAAUCGAAAUUGCCGAUAACUCAAGACGAUCGUUAUUCCAACGGCGAAAGAAAAGCAAAGCAAAAGAAGAUAAAGAAAGUGAAAAAGAGAAAGGUUUCGCAGCCGGAAUCUUCUGAAAGUUCUCCGAGUAACGUUGCGAAGCAGCUGGAAGCGCCGCAAUCAAGAAAGCAAAAAAGGAAAGUAAAAAAGAAACACAUUGAUACGUCCAAUGAGCCCGCUGUCGCUUGGGCGAAGAAGGAAUUUCGAUCCCGGUCACCAUCGGUAAAGGGGGGACCUGUGAACUCAGUGGUAAGCGAAAAGCAGAAUGGUUUGCAGAAGUUACCGCAGAAGAAAAGUAAAAAGGUCAAAAAGCGCAAAAAGGAGGCCGGCGAAGGGAAGGAGCAACCGUUAUCUCACCCGGACCAAAGAAUGCCCCCCGGGACUCCGGCUCAAGACUCUUCGCAAAGUAAGGGCUCAGAGAGCAGUGAUGACUUGCCGAUUAAUUACUCCGAGAGAGCAGAGAGAGAAGAGACUUCUCUGGUUGAGAAGUCUGAAGCACAAAUCGCUCCAAUCGGACAGCAAGUGGAUGAAGACUCAGAGCGACCUGUCGAGCACACAGUCGAAAAACGAGACGGAGAUUCGACUUCAGGAUCGCCAACACAGAUUGACGCGAAUCUCAAUUCAGCAAGCAGAUUGGUCGACGUCGAAGUCGCCCAAUCUCUUCAGAAUGACACGAAUCUCGACGAUAGGAAAUUACACCAAACAGAACUGAAGUCUUUUGGGACUGAAGAUUCAUUCCAGGAUACUUUUCCAGAAGAGAAGAGCACCGAUCCGGUAGCCGAAGACCACAAUACACCAGUAGUGGCUCCUAGAUUGAGCGGUGAGCCCUCGAUAGACGCUUCUAUUGAAGAAGUCUCUGACUCAAGUGAUACCACCGAUACAGAAGACAGUUCUAGUGACAGCGACGAGAGUGAAACCACAGAGACAGAGGAUAGUUCUAGCGACACCGACGAGAGUGAAACCACAGAGACAGAGGAUAGUUCCAGCGACGCCGAUGAGAGUGAAAUUUCCAUUGAUAUGACGGCAUCAAGCGCCUCUAGUGAUAGAACCGAAAGCUACGAGGAAUCGUUAACGGCUGGCAAUGAGACGGUCGAAGCUGAUCUAGAACAAGGCUAUUCAUUGAAUGAGUCGAAAGACGCCGAAACCGAAUCAAAUUCAGAGGUGAAAAACUUCAAAGACAACCCAACUUUAUCGGGGUUAGCAGGCGAAAGCGAGAACUCGAGUCCAAAUUUUGACAAACGCAUCAAAAGUUGCAAUACUGAAUACACCUCAAAUCGAAACAGCUCGUUGAUUACGGAUAAACAAAGCUUGGCAAGCACAGCAGGCGGAUCCGAAGGAAUUGGGGUGGAUGACGUGCAAACCAACGCAUCUAUUGCAGAUCGAAACUUUUCCUCUUUGGAAGAGGGAGAGGGACACUAUGACGCAACUAGUGACGACGAAGACAAGAAAUUUAAGCAACUCGAUGCUCCAUCUUUGGAAGAUUCGGACUAUGCGGCUGGGGAAGGCAGCAUGAACAGAAACUGGAAAGUCGACCUCUCUGAGCUCCGAUCGCUGCAGGACCAUGAAGAUGAUAUAAAUGUGUCGAUUGUAACUUGGAAUUUAGCUGAAGAGUCACCUUCAGAGGAAGACGCCUCAUUUAUUCGACGUUUUCGACGCCGAAAUGAUGUACAGAAGUCCAGCGAUUUCGUACUGAUAUCAGGACAGGAGUGCGAAAACAUUAAGCCGAGAAGGACAGAAGGACAUCGAUCUCGAGAGUUCCGGCGGUUGAUGAUCAAGAUGUUGGGGAAACAAUAUGUGCCCAUAGCGCUGCAUUCUCUAGGUGGAAUUCAAUUCGGAUUGUUUUGCAAGCGAUCGAUUCUAAGUGAGGUUGAAACUAUCUCUGUCGCGGACGUUACCUGCGGAAUUGGCAACGUAUUCCACAACAAAGGCGCUAUCGCAGCAUUCGUCCAGAUCAAGGCGAAACAAUGUAGCGAGGGGGAAGCCAUCGGACCAAAUCGUGACAAGUCCGUACGGAUGAUGUUUGCGACCGCCCACAUGGCGGCUCACGUGAAGAACACUGAGGCUCGAGACUCUGAUUUCUGGAGAAUUGUGUCUGAGCUGGAAGCGCAAGCGCCGCCGAGAUUUCUCUCAUCAAAUAUUGUCGAGUCUAGCAAGGAAAGGGAAUGCUCAGGAUCAAAGCUUCUAGAAUCAAUGGAUCGCAUUUUCUUUUGUGGGGAUCUUAACUACCGAGUUGACCUUCCUCGCGAAAUUUCUGAGCACACUCUGCUUCAGAUGAAGCGCCUCCAGGAGAUCGGAGACGAAAAGUCUUUACAAAAGGCCGAACUCUUGCGAUUAGAGCUCUUGAGACACGAUCAACUCAUCUGUAGCAUGUCUGAGAAACGAGCCUUCCCAGGCUUUGCGGAAGGAAAAAUAUCCUUUGCGCCGACUUUUAAAUUUGACAAAGGCACACCAGAGUACGAUAGCUCGUAUAAACAACGCAUACCUGCAUGGACAGAUCGCGUUCUAUUCAAACCCAUCGGGACGCGGGUACUGGAGUAUGAUAGCAUCUCGGAUGCUCAGCAUUCCGAUCAUCGUCCAGUCUACGCCACGUUUCGCGUCAGUCGUCAAGGGCGGCAAGUUCCCAAAUCGAAGCCGAGAACAAAGAAGCGAAGCCGUCGGAAGUGAACGCACAUAUACCUACAAGUUAGCUCCAAGUUACUGGAUUUUAAGAUAGAAGCCAUUUAGUGUACGAUAAUCGCCGGAUACACCUGAG
Messenger RNA from Phaeodactylum tricornutum CCAP 1055/1, 3109 nucleotides. RefSeq lists its product with no specific name. The coding region runs from base 79 to 3021 and encodes 980 amino acids. Lineage: Eukaryota; Bacillariophyta; Bacillariophyceae; Surirellales; Neidiaceae. Gene Ontology annotation, biological process: phosphatidylinositol dephosphorylation. The transcript has a single exon. Gene Ontology annotation, molecular function: phosphatase activity. The record is from RefSeq and is a predicted model, not a curated record.